Molecule: messenger RNA, 1887 nt
Organism: Plasmodium gallinaceum
Lineage: Eukaryota; Apicomplexa; Aconoidasida; Haemosporida; Plasmodiidae
Product: conserved Plasmodium protein, unknown function
Exons: 4
Coding region: 1-1887 (628 amino acids)
Source: RefSeq, a predicted model, not a curated record
AUGGAUAUAAGACAUGUAGAAGGUUGUGAAUAUUAUGAGAGAGAAAAUAUUAAAGAUUGUGAAGAUGAAAUUAAAAAAGUGAUGAAUAAAUUACUAUAUGAGAGGAAGAAGAAUUUUCAAGAGCAAGAUAAUUAUUGUCACAAUCCUUCGAUAAGUAUUUGUCCUAAUGUUUACUGUAAUAUUUACACAGAUUUAUAUAAUUGGUUUGGUUUUAAAAAUUGUAUGAAAAUAGAUACAGAAAGCUUGAAUACUUGCUUUACUGAUGUAACCAAUGGAGGUGUGGGAUAUUACGAGAAGCUGAUAGUUUUAGGAGGAAGAAUUUUAGAAUUAUAUAGUGAACUACAUUUUUUUAAUAAAUAUAAUUAUGAAAAAGAUGAAGAGAUUGUUGAUGAUUUAAGAAAUAUUAAAUCAAUUAAAGAGGUAGUUUUUCAUUAUUUAUAUGUUCAAAAAAGAAAAAACCGUGUGGUAUACAGGAACAGUUUAUAUUUGUUCGGAUACUCCUAUUUAUAUACUCCUUUAUUUUUUAACAAUAAAAAUUCUAUAAUAAAAUAUGUUAAAGCUUGCGUAGCUUAUGCAGUUAAAUUUAGCGGAUCAAAUAUAUUUUCAUGGAUGCCUUCAUUAAUAGAGCACAUAUAUCACUCGCAGAAACUAAAAGUUUCAGAAAUAGAACAAGAAAAUGAACUUAUACAAGAUUUACAAGAAUAUUUAGGUUAUCAAUUUGAUUAUAUAAUACCAAGAAUAAAUGAAUGCUUCAGCUACCAUAAUUUAUAUAUAAGCAAUUCUCAUUUAACAGGAUUACAAAUAAUUCGAAUAUUUGCUAAUGAAUAUUUUUCUCUCUUGGCAGACGAUGUUGGUGUUUAUGGGAAGGAAAAAGCUAUUUGGGUAAGAGAAGAAACUGAAGCUUUUUUAAAUUCAAAUUGUAUAGAAAUAUUUAGUGGGUGCAUGAUAUCAAUUAAUAAAUAUUUAAAUGAGAAGAAUGUAAAAAUAUCUAAAAUAAGAAAUAUUUUUGAAAUGAUAUUAUCUUCAUGUUGGGUAAUAGGAAAAGAAAAAAAAAAUAAAAUAUGGGUUAGCGCAUUGAUACAAAGAUUAAGGCAAGUGCAACUAUUAACUCAAAUAACUACUAUAGAAAAAUGGUCUUAUAGUAUAAAAAAAUAUAAUGAUAUAAAUAUAAAUAAUUUUGUGAAUGAUAUUUAUAAUUUUAAUAACAUAAAUGGAAGCAUAUUGUCUCCUUUUCAAUUACAAAAUAUAAACACAUAUUUACCUUCAAAGAAAACUCAGUUAAAGCAAAUACCUUAUUAUACCACAUUAGCAGAUAAAUAUAAAGAUCGUUUUCAUCAAAAUGAUAAUAAAAAUACAAAGAACAAAAAGGAUUACAAAAUUUCCAAUGUUUUAAAUAGUCUUUCUAACAAUUUAUCUAAACAUUUUAAGUCAAGAAAACAGAGAAUUAAUGCACCACCAAAUAUGAUGAAAAUUUAUGCAAAUAAUGGGAACCUACCUGCAGGUAGUAACUAUAUUAAUUCUAAUGAUUAUUAUUCCAAUGAUGAUGUAUCGGGUUAUGAUGUUUCAAAUAGAGAUGAAGAGGAAAUAGAAGAUGAGAAUAAUGAAGAAGAAGAUGAACAUAAGUAUGAAGAAAAAAAAAAAAAUAAUAAAAUAAAAAGUAAAAAUAAUGGAAUACCAGUUAAGAUAAAAUAUAUUAAAGAUUCCAAGGACGAUGAAAACUCUAAAUAUGUUAUAGAAAUACCAAAAAAAGACUUGAAGGGGAAAGGAAAUAAGAAUCAUAUAAAAGCUGUACUUUGGGGUAAUAAAGAAAGGGGCUUAGAAAUAAAGAUACCAACAGUAAAAAACAUAUUGCCACAAAUGAAAAUAAAAACAAACAAAAUUUUAUAA